UAGUUCCGGUCAAUUUUGUAAUGGCUGCCAAUGAUCUCAAAAAAUACAAAUGUGACCUAAAUAAGUUUACCGUUCCUAAAUUUAUGGACAUUAUUGAUGUCUGGGACCGGACUUUCUUGUUUUUACAGACAUUCAUCUGUCCGUAAGGAUGGGGAUGGUGUCAAAAUUAUAUUUAAUAAUAGGAUGUCUGUCCAUAAUCAAAGGAAGUCCCUUGCUGCUUUUUGCCAAUCGUAAAGAUGUCAGAAUUGUGGAUGGUAACAAUUCUCGAGGUAAUUCCACCGUUGUCGCAGGAAACCUCGAGGAUGCUGCAGCAGUGGAUUUCCUUUAUGAGGACAGAUCGGUCUUCUUCACGGACGUCAGCCAGGAAAUGAUCAAAAGAACAUGGUUUAAUGGCUCGGAAAUUACGGUAAAUGUCAUAACAACAGGUCUCAUCUCUCCAGAUGGUCUGGCUGUUGAUUGGUUAGGUAAAAAGAUAUACUGGACCGACUCUGAAACUAAAAGAAUUGAAGUCGCCAACUUGGAUGGAAGUUACCGAAAGGUACUUUAUUGGAACGACCUUGACCAACCAAGAGCUAUUGCACUGGACCCGUUAAAUGGGUACAUGUAUUGGACUGACUGGGGAGAGACACCAAAAAUUGAACGAGCUGGAAUGGAUGGAACUCAUGCACAUCGAUCUGUCAUUAUAAAGGAAAAUAUUCAUUGGCCAAAUGGACUAACAUUAGAUUACGAAGAUUCACAAAUUUAUUGGGCGGACGCUAAAAAUGCUUUCAUACACAGCUGUAAGUUCGAUGGUUCUGAUCGCCGUGUGGUCGUUGAAGGAGAACUGCCUCAUCCUUUUGCCUUGACAUUGUAUGAUCGAACGUUAUAUUGGACCGACUGGAAGGAGAGGUCCAUUUAUUCCUGUGAUAAAAUUACCGGUAGUAAUCGGAGAGUUAUACUUGAAGAGAUAUAUUCACCAAUGGACAUCCAUUCAUUUAGUGCUAGAAGACAACCAAAAGAUACAAAUGAGAAUGCCUGUGAUAAACAUAAUGGUGGCUGUUCACACUUAUGUCUUAUGUCACCAGCUCAUCCUUUCUACACAUGUGCCUGUCCCACAGGAAUCAAACUUAAAUUGGACAACAAAACAUGUAAUGAAGGAUAUGAGCAAUUAUUACUGCUAGCCAGAAGAACAGAUUUAAGGAGGAUAUCACUAGAUACACCUGACUACACAGAUGUGGUAUUGGAACUCACUAAUGUACAGCAUGCAAUAGCUAUUGAUUUCGACCCAGUGGAUAACCAAGUAUAUUGGACUGAUGAUGAGGUGCAUGCAAUUUGGAGGGCGAAUAUUGAUGGAACAGGUCAGGAGAAGGUCAUUGACAACCAUUUGAUGCAUCCUGAUGGUAUUGCAGUAGAUUGGAUUGGUCGUAAUCUGUACUGGACAGACACAGGGACAGACAGAAUAGAAGUGUCAAGGCUGAAUGGAACCUCACGUAGAGUUCUAAUAGCUGAAGAUUUAGAAGAACCAAGGGCAAUAACUCUUGAUCCAAUCUCAGGAUACAUGUACUGGACAGACUGGGGAAAGAAACCAAAAAUAGAACGAGCUAAUAUGGAUGGUUCUGGUCGAUUAGCUCUGGUUAAUGCAUCAUUAGGUUGGCCUAAUGGGAUCGCAGUAGAUCAUGCCGAGAUGAAGAUAUACUGGGGGGACGCUAGUCUUGAUAAAAUAGAAGUGGCUAACUAUGACGGCACAGGGAGACGUGUACUAGUCAAUGAAAAUCUACCUCAUUUGUUUGGAUUUAGUUUGUUAGGUGAUUACAUCUAUUGGACUGAUUGGCAGAGACGGUCAAUAGAGCGUGUUAAUAAACGGUCAGGAAUUGAUAGGAAGACCAUUGUUGACCAACUGCCAGAUCUAAUGGGACUCAAGGCAGUCAACCUAGUCAAAAUUGAAGGCACCAACCCAUGUGCUCACAACAAUGGUGAAUGCAGCCAUCUUUGUUUGAUGACCCCUAAUAAACCAGUAUGUGCUUGCCCAAUGGGGCUAGAGCUUAGUGGUAACAGUAAGACAUGUAUAAUACCCGAGGCCUUCCUAAUAUUCAGCGGACAGCAGAACAUCAAGAGACUGUCCCUUGAAUCAAAUCACAGAAUCAGACCGAUUCCAAUCAGAGGGAUCAAGGAAGCUCCUAUUGCCAUUGAUUUUGAUAUUAAUGACAAUAGGAUCUAUUGGACAGACGCAACAGAGAGGACAAUAAGCAGAGCUUUUAUGAAUGGAAGUGCUGUAGAAAAGGUGAUUCAAUAUGGCCUGGAAUAUCCUGAGGGCAUGGUUGUAGAUUGGGUGGCUAAAAAUAUUUAUUGGGUAGAUACUGGAUCUAAGCGAAUAGAAGUGUCCAGGACUGAUGGGACAUCUCGGAGAGUUAUUGUUUGGAAAGAUCUACAUCAGCCAAGAGCUUUAGCUAUUGAUCCAGCUAAUGGGCACAUAUACUGGACUGAUUGGUCAGAACCAGCAAGGCUUGAGAGGGCAGCAUUAGAUGGUACAGGGAGACAGAUUGUUGUUGAGGACAUAGGCAAAGUCCAUGCCGUAACAAUAGAUUUUACAGAGAAAAAGAUCUUCUGGGCGAGCAUUGACAAAGCUAUGAUUGAAUCGGCCAACAUUAAUGGUACUAACAGAACUCAGAUUAUUACAAACCAGGUACCCAAACCUAUGGGUUUAACUCUGUACAAUGACUUCAUAUUCUGGGCUGACUGGGAACAGCAGACAGUAGAGAAAGCAAAUAAGACCAAUGGAAAUAAUCGUACCACACUUCGAGAUCACAUGGGUGUUGUCAUGGAUAUAUUGGUCUAUCAUUCUUCAAGACAAGCAGGAACCAACAGUUGCCAUGACAAAAAUGGAGGAUGUUCACACUUGUGUUUGGCACAUCCUAUUGAAGAUGGUAAAAAUCUUAGUCAUCACUGUGCUUGUCCUACUCACUACAAAUUGAAUGCAGAUAAUAAAACAUGUUCAGCACCAAAGACUUUUCUUUUGUUUAGCCAGAAAAAUGUGAUUAGUCGUUUAGUGAUUGAUAAUGAUGAUGUUGACCCACAAACGCCAGAAGUAGUGCUACCUAUUCCUCAUUUAAAGAAUGUGAAAGGACUAGCAUACGAUCCAGUCGAUCAUUACAUAUACUGGAUAGAAGGAAAACAAAACAAUAUAAAGAGGUCAACAGAUAACGGUACUAAUGUACAAGUAAUAGUCCGUAAUGAUAAUGAAGCUUACAAGCCGUACGACAUGGCCAUCGAUCCAUACUCUAGAGUAAUAUACUGGACAGAUGCCAAGAGAAAUGUUAUUAACAUCACAAGGCUAGAUGGAAAAUCUCUUGGUGUGGUCAUCGAGGGAGAGAAAGAGAAACCAAGAUCUAUCGUGCUUAAUCCACUCAAAGGGCACAUGUAUUGGGUGAACAUGGUACAACCACCAACAAUUGAUAGAGCGGCCAUGGAUGGUACAGAAAGAAUGACAUUGUUUUCCAAAGCUUUAGGAAAACCUGGUCCACUGGCAGUGGAUGUUCAGAAUUCAAGGUUGUACUGGGCAGAUGGAAAUCUCAAUCGAAUCGAAUGCUCGGACCUUUCGGGUGGUAACAGGAUAGUUUUAGUUGAUGGUCAGAUAGCUAGUCCCAAAGGAAUGGCUGUUCUAGGCAAAUAUUUGUACUGGAUUGACCGGGACCAUAUGCUGAUGUCAAGGGCCGACAAAAUAAAUGGGAAGGACCGUACUUACAUACAGGGUCGCUUGAAGGGCCUAAGUGACCUUCAUGUUGCAUUGAACGUGUUGCCAAAACAUAUGGAACAUCCGUGUGCACAUAACAAUGGAGGUUGUUCACAUAUCUGUGUUGCUAAGGGAGACGGCAGUUCGCGUUGUGCUUGUCCGACUAAUUUAGACCUAAAAGAUGACUUAAAAAUGUGUGCCGAUCCUCCCACCUGUUCUCCCGUUCAGUUCGCUUGUUUGAGUGGAGAUAUACAAUGUAUUCCGCGUACUUGGCGCUGUGAUAAAUCUGAGGAAUGCCAAGAUGCAUCUGACGAAUUGAAAUGUCCCAUUUGUCAUGCCGAUCAGUUUCGUUGUAACGAUAAUCAUUGUAUCGAUCAGAGUUAUGUUUGCGAUGGGACGCCACAGUGUCAUGAUCAUAGUGACGAGGAACAUUGUUGUUUGGAGGGGGAUACAAUGUGCCCUAAUACUACCCCUCCCCAUUCAUGUAAAGGGCCUAACUGCCUAGGAACUAAAGCAUCAUCAAAUCCAUCCACAGCACAUUAUACUAUUAUCAUAGUCAUCGGCCUUAUUGUUCUCGUGUUAAUUCUCGGAAUCAUUUUCGCUUGCAAGAGGAAGUCACAGCCACCGGGAGUGAUAAUUUAUGAAACUGAUAUGAGUGUAGUUAAACCAUUAACCGAUCAGACAACUUUAAAUUCAUUAUCAUCUCAUGGGAAAUCUCAUGAAACAGGAUUGUCGCUUGGUUCUGUCGGGACAACUGGCAUUUACGACAGAAACCAUGUGACCGGUGCUUCCUCUAGUAGUUCUACAGUGACAACAUAUCCACACGAGACGUUGAAUCCCCCUCCUAGUCCGGUCACAACAGAUAGGUCUGUGUGUAAUGGGGAAUUCUAUGGAUAUUCAUCUAACAGUCCAUCUACUGUCAGGUCGUAUCGACCUUAUAAGCUCCGCCCAGUGCCACCCCCACAUACAACGCCAUGUAGUACGGACGUUUGUGAGGAAAGUGAACCUUAUCCGUAUAAUGUACGGAGUAAAAAACAUAAAUCGAAACGUUCUAUAAUGGAAUUGUUUUCAGACUAUGAUCCUUAUCCUCCGUGUCCUACCCCACGGAGUCAUUACUUCUCAGACGAAAUGAUCAGUUGUCCACCAUCACCAUCGACAGAAAGAAGUUUUUCAAAUCCAUAUCCCCCUCCCCCAUCGCCAGUGGCUAAUUCUGAUUGCUAGAGUUUGUUAGUAUACAUGUUGAGCAUUAGGUGUGUGUCGGUGUUUAAGACUGAGUGUGUGUGCUUGUGUGGAUGAGGUGGAAGUGUUAAAACGAUGUCAGCAUUAUCUAGAUAUAUUGUUAAAACUUGUACUUGGCUUUAUUUUUUGUAGGUCAAUAUUAUAUGGCAAUAUAGAUAUAAUACAUUUACUGUACAAAUUGUAAUAAUAAUAAAAGAAUUCAAUUAUACAAACAAAUAUCUGAUAAAGCUGAUGUUGGGUAUAGAAUGUGAUGCAAAAAAUAUAUAACAAUAAUAGUAUUAAACUUGGAAGGGAAAUUGGUUUUAUGAAGUUUACCUGCAUAACUGACAAAGUGCUCAAUUUAAGUCGUUAGGUGAGGUAAAGGGGCAGGUUCUCUUUACAAAAAACUAUCUCUUCCUGUUGUUUGCCAGGACUAGCUUUUUAUCGAACUAAUGAUAUUGAAAAAUUAUUGUUAGGUCAGCUCAAAACAGAUUUCUAGAUUCUCGUCCCCAUGGUCCCAGCACUCAAUUGAAAUUAGCCCUGUUUUAUUAUAAUCUUUCCUUUUUGCAUCAAAGUGACUGAAGUUGCUGACAAAUUAUGAAAAAAAAAUUGCAGGGAAGAGGGGGGAUAAUAAAUCAUAUUUUUACACUUUUGCACCCAGGCAUAUGCUUCCUUAGAAGUGAGUAUCUUAAAGGGAGAUAACCGAAGAAAGGAGUAGGCCCAGUAAGACCCCUUUUUGGCCCCAAAAUAUAGCAGUUUUACAAAAUUGUUAAAAUGUAGAUUUUUAGCUAUUUAUUGGAAAGAAGAAUACUUCUGUUACAUAAAUAUGGGCUGUUUUUGACAAUGCAAUGCACAUGUAUCGGGUACUUAAGCAUCAUUAAGUCAUGCUAAAUUACUGAAAUCUUCGAAAUUUUAGCAUUUUGGUUAAUUUUUAGACGGUUUCCGUCUGAAAUGGAAGUGGCCUCAUUUGUGUUCAUUCUUAAUAUUUAAAUGUAAGUUGUAUUUGAUGAUAAUACAUAACAUAUAUAAAGGUUGAGAAUGAAUACGGAUGCGGCCACUUUCAUUUUUGACAAAAACCAUCUGAAAAGUGACAUAUUAUACCAUAUUUGAUAGAUUUUUCAUAUUUAAGCUUGAAUUUGAGUGUCUUUCAUGACUAAAUCAGUUCAAAUCCUACACAUAAACUAAUUGAAUUGACUGAAGAAGACACUUAAGUGUUUAAAAAGUUACCAAAAUCUUUCAUCAGAUGAACCUGAAUUUUGAGGCCAAAAACAGCCCUUACCAGACCUACUCCUUUGUUAAAAUUAUUAUACAUUUGUAUCAAUUGUAAAAAUGUUACUGGUAAUUUUAAUCUGUCAAUUUUUAUUAUCUGCACACCUGACAUAAGCCACAAAAGAAAAAAAAAAGAAAAAACAUUUUGCAUAUCCAAAUUUUCAAACUAGUUGAAUGAGAAUCUAGAAAAUAUUUUGUUAUGGCCAUAGUGGUAGAUCAAAGCAUCUUAUAUGAUUCAUUGCAUUACUUGUAUCUGUGCAUUAAGAAUAUGUGCUACCGCUUUACAUGUAUAUUAUUUUUGGUGCUCAACACUUUAAAAAAUGGGCAUUUUAUAAACAAAAAAAUAAAGCCAUGUAUAAAGUAUUAUUGUAUAGAAAUGAUAUUUAUACAGUGUACAAUAUGUAUAUAAAGGUCAAAAGGUCAACAGUCACCAAUCACUGAUACAAAAUCUUCAAAUAUUAAUUGGCAUUCACAAAAUUUCAAAAGUAAACAUAGCAUUCAUAAAAUUUCAAAUUUAAUCAUAGCAUUUACAAAGUUUCAAAUGUUAACAUAUAGAAUUCACAAAAUUUUAAAUGUAAACAUGGCAUUCACAAAAUUUCAAAUGUAAACAUGGCAUUUGCAAAGUCCCAAAUGUUAACAUAUAGAAUUCACAAAAUUUUAAAUGUUAACAUAGCAUUCACAAAGUUUUGAAUGUAAAAAUAGCAUUCACAAAGUUUCAAAUGUUAACAUAGCAUUCAAAAAGUUUUGAAUGUAAACAUAGCAUUCAAAAUAUUUCAAAUGUAAAACAUAGCAGUUGCGAAGUUUCAAGUUUAACAUUUAAUUCACAAAAUUUAAAAUGUAAACAUAGCAUUUGCAAAGUUCCAAAUGUUAACAUAUAGAAUUCACAAAAUUUUAACUGUAAACAUGGCAUUCACAAAAUUUUAAAUGUAAAACAUAGCAUUUGCAAAGUUUCAAAUGAUAACAUAGAAUUCACAAAAUUUUAAA
This is a messenger RNA of Mytilus californianus (California mussel), 7180 nucleotides long. RefSeq names its product low-density lipoprotein receptor-related protein 6-like. The record is from RefSeq and is a predicted model, not a curated record. NCBI's taxonomy places the organism in Eukaryota, Metazoa, Mollusca, Bivalvia, Mytilida, Mytilidae. The transcript has 16 exons. Bases 149 to 4930 code for a protein of 1593 amino acids. Gene Ontology annotation, molecular function: protein binding.